GCGUCGUUAGAGUAGGUGUGUGUCUCAUUUAUGGCCAUGGCGAAUUCAGCCGAGGAACUUGUUUUUAAUCCACCGGAGUUGGUGGCUAAAAAUGCUCACUGUUCUUCCAUGGAGCAGUACAGAGAAAUGCACAAAGAGUCCAUUAAAGAUCCUGAAGCUUUUUGGAGUAAAAUUGCGAAAGAAUUUCACUUUGAGAAUAACAGUGUAGGAAAGUUUUUUGAGUACAAUUUUGACAUAACCAAAGGACCGAUUUUCAUACAAUGGAUGAAGGGAUCACGUACUAAUAUUUGUUACAACUGCCUUGACCGGCACGUUCUUGCAGGGAAAGGCGACGCAAUCGCUUUCUAUUGGGAAGGUAAUGACCCUGCAGACCGCAACAGCGUGACGUACGCAGAGCUGCUGAGCGAGGUAUGUCAGGUCGCAAACUUCCUGAAGAGCCGCGGCGUGGCAGCGGGCGACCGCGUCGCCAUAUACAUGCCCAUGAUCAAGGAGCUCGUGGUCGCCAUGCUCGCCGUCGCCAGGAUUGGUGCCGUACACAACAUCGUCUUCGGCGGGUACUCCGCUGACAGUUUGUGCGACCGCAUCGUGGACGCGGGGGCCGAGGUGCUGCUUUGCGCCGACGGUGUCUGGCGCGGCAACAAGCUUGUCCAUCUCAAAGAGAUCGCCGACGAAGCCAUGAAGAUGUGCAGCAGCCGCGGCGUGGAGGUGCGUCUGAAUGUUGUGGUGCGACACAUGACGCGCGUCACCCACCCUGCGUCGCUGCACGACACUUCCAACGGUCAUCCCGCCAAGAAAACCCACUUCGAUCACCAGGGGCGCUACAAGGUGACUUGGAAUAGCGAUGUGGACGUGGACUGGGAGACCGCGACGUCCUCCAGCAGCAGCGAGUGCCCCGUCGUGUGGCUGGACUCAGAGGACCCAUUGUUCAUGCUCUACACCAGCGGCAGCACCGGCAAGCCUAAGGGCGUCUUGCACACUGUGGGGGGCUACAUGCUCUACGCCGCUACCACCUUCAAGUACUCUUUCAAUUACCAUCCUGGCGACGUGUACUUCUGUACGGCUGAUAUUGGCUGGAUUACAGGACACUCUUAUGUCACAUACGGACCUCUACUUAACGGCGCUACCUCUGUACUUUUCGAAGGCGUGCCGACGUAUCCCCACACCGGCCGCUUCUGGGAGAUCAUCGAGCGCUACAAAGUGAGCAAGUUCUACACAGCGCCCACCGCCAUCAGGACGCUCAUGAAGUAUGGCGACGAGCCUGUCAAAAAGUUCGACGUUUCGUCACUGCGCGUGCUUGGGACGGUGGGUGAACCCAUUAACCCCGAGGCUUGGUUGUGGUACCACCGCGUGGUGGGCGGCGGUAACGCGGCCAUCGUGGACACCUUCUGGCAGACCGAGACCGGGGGACACGUGAUCACCCCCCUGCCGGGGGCAACCCCCACCAAGCCAGGCUCAGCGUGUUUCCCGUUCUUCGGGAUCUCGGUGUGUCUGCUGGACGAGGCUGGUGAGGAGAUCGAGGGCGAGGGUGAAGGCUACCUCGUGUUCCGGCAGCCGUGGCCUGGCAUGAUGCGCUCUGUCUAUAACAACCACCAGCGCUUCCAGGAGACCUACUUCCAGAAGUUCCCUGGCUUCUACACUACCGGUGAUGGUGCACGUCGUGACAAGGACGGCUACAUUUGGGUGACGGGCCGCAUAGACGACAUGCUUAACGUCUCCGGCCAUCUUCUUUCCACCGCUCAGGUGGAAAGUGCACUUGUUGAAGUAGAGCAAGUUGCCGAGGCAGCAGCAGUAGCGAGACCACAUCCCGUCAAAGGAGAAUGCCUUUAUUGCUUCGUCACUCUUAAACAAGGAGAGAAGUUCACCGAAGAACUCGUCGCCGACAUGAAGAACAAGGUUCGAAGCAAGAUCGGCCCCUUCGCUCAACCUGACUACUUGCAGCUGGCACCAGGAUUGCCCAAGACUCGCUCAGGCAAAAUAAUGCGGAGGGUGCUCCGCAAAAUCGCCGUUGGCGAUCGUGAUUUUGGUGAUAUAACAACUCUUGCCGACCCAACGGUGGUGGAGCUUCUUUUUGAGAAUCGUCCUGCCAACGCUUAGACGUGCGUUUCAAUAAUGAACAGCAACCACUCUUGAUGAAAAGAGUUGAAGGAGCUGAAUGGUUGUGCAUUUGACAAUUUUGUUAACUCGCCAUGCUUUUAUUUUAGCAUCGAUGUGAAGUACUGUGUAAUACUGCCGAGCGCGACGAUCGUCUUAGCUGGCUUCUUAAGUAUGGUGAAUUUGAUAGCCAGAACGGCUGGUUACAAGAUAGUUAUGAGAUUUGCUCCGUAUAUUUUGGACCACUAGAAAAACGUUAAGAAUUUUAUUUUUUCAACAAUACCUUGACUUUCCAUAAGGAUUUGCCUUUAUUUUUGACAAACGAUUGACGAAACUUUGAUUUUACCUUCUUAGCCUUAUUUGUUCACUUAAUAGUGAACUUAACUGAAGUUAAUACUCUAUUAACUCGGUAGAGAUGAUUUAGUAUGACGGUCUGUUGCUUAUUGUCUGCGAGUGACAUGUACGAAAUUCCUUGUAUAAAAUAUAUCAUUAUAAAAUGAUUUCUUUGCUUAUCAGAAGCUGAUUUUAAACGCUUAGUUGAUGUUUAAAAAACUGUUAUAAUAUUGAUAAAAAAUAUUUUGCUUAGUUUUGAUGUCUUUUGUAGAAUUUUCGUUCGUUUCUUACAUACUUUUCUCGUAGAUGAGGAAGAAUUGUUAACUUUUAAUCGUUUAGGUAGGUCACGGACAAUUACCGUAGCCCGCAGACAAGUACCGUAAGCUGCGGAUAAGUGCCGUUUCUUCGCGUAGGUUUGCACGGGGCAGUGACCGUAGUCAUGUCGCUCCCCGAGAUUUUCUGCACGUUGAUGUCAAGCGCACUUCGUUGUUGUAUUCAAUGCACAACUGUUGCUGUGAUGUGUACUUUGAAAUGCCACACAAUUCCCCUACCUGUUCAUAUUUCUCUAGUAUUGACUUAUUGUACAUUAAAUUUCCGUCACCUCGUUCCCUUGUGUCCUGAAAGCUUGUUAUUUAUGGACAAAUUAUUUAUUUUAAUAGAGUUUCUGUAUACAUUGGAAGUAAUUCCCUUAAGGUCAGAAUGCACGCUUUGGAAAUACCUGGUGACAGAUGGAAUUUGUUCAGACUCGACUGGUGCUCGUAAUGCUUGUCUUGGUGAAUGGCGUGUAUGAUGUCAGUUCAAUGUAUGGCUCCUUAUGGAGCGCCAGAUGAAUAUUUUAUUGAUGCUCCGUCAUCGUGUUCGUGCUGAUGUUGUCCAAUUAUACACGUAUGAUCAACAA
Messenger RNA from Hyalella azteca, 3322 nucleotides. It is a transcript of the gene AcCoAS, whose product is annotated as acetyl-coenzyme A synthetase, cytoplasmic. Lineage: Eukaryota; Metazoa; Arthropoda; Malacostraca; Amphipoda; Hyalellidae. The transcript has 12 exons. Gene Ontology annotation, molecular function: acetyl-CoA synthetase activity; AMP binding. Bases 31 to 2094 code for a protein of 687 amino acids. The record is from RefSeq and is a predicted model, not a curated record.